AUGGACUCUGAUGAAUCAAAUCAAAUAGGUAAAAUGAAAGUUGAAAACUUAUCUAAUAAGUUUCUAGAAGUUGGCGAAGUAAAACCUGAAUUGAAAUCUGCUGAAAGUGUGAGUGAUAAUGUGGAGAAUAAUAAUAAAGGG
Molecule: messenger RNA, 141 nt
Organism: Racocetra persica
Lineage: Eukaryota; Fungi; Glomeromycota; Glomeromycetes; Diversisporales; Gigasporaceae
Source: the annotation of a GenBank genome assembly